AUGUUUUCUCUCUUUUCUCUCUUUCCAACAUUUAUUAUAUUCACAGAUUUUCUUGACACUCGCGUUUUGUUACCUUCUGAUGCAUCCCCUUCACAAUGUCCAUCCGGAUUAGCUAAGGCCAUAUCGCCGAAAUUACUCUCUACUAUUAAACACGGUUAUGAACACGAUGAACCUCCCUCUCAUAAGCACAUCGCGAAUCAAGAACUUUCAUUUCAUACGAGUGUCAUUGACAUGACAAUAUUAGCAUCUUCUAUGUACUCUCUUGGUCUGCAAAUAAAUCCUUUUGCUUCGGGUAGAACAACCAUUUACAAGCAAGCAACACACAACUGGGCUUUUCUCUGGGAGAUAUUGUUUGGAGAAUACUUGUUUUAUCAGAACAUUGGCCAUUUCAAAUUUGCAUGUGGUAAAAACCCAUAUACAGAAAAUGCAAACACAUCCUACUAUCCUGCUGUUCUGACCUUUUCCUAUGUUCGAAAGUUGGUCUUACCACCUAUGACAAUAAAUCUCAUUCUCAUGCUCACUUCAACAAUUAAAUAUUACUCUGACAAUGAAAACACUGCUUAA
Phycomyces blakesleeanus NRRL 1555(-) is the source of this 564-nucleotide messenger RNA. RefSeq lists its product as hypothetical. The transcript has 9 exons. The record is from RefSeq and is a predicted model, not a curated record. Bases 1 to 564 code for a protein of 187 amino acids. NCBI's taxonomy places the organism in Eukaryota, Fungi, Mucoromycota, Mucoromycetes, Mucorales, Phycomycetaceae.